AUGUUCCGUGACAACCGAACAGCCCUUCUGCAAUCAUAUGAGAAGCGGCUGUAUGCACUGGAGGAUCGCCUUGCUGCAACCGAGAAGACCAUUAGCAAGAUCGAGGAGUUCAUAGGGUUCAUUCAGAGUGAAAUUGCUGGAGUGAAAGAAGCACUUGCUAAUCGAGGCCGUGAGUUAAGGACGUCAGAACAGCCAAUGGAAAACCCAGAUUUCCCCCCGCAUCUCUUCUCGAAAGGUGAUGAGCCGUCUCCGCUGAAAAGCAUCGGUUACUAUAGCGGUGAGACGAAGCUGAUGACUGCACUCGAGGAAGCACUCACACAAGAUGAGUGGGAAGAGAUAUUGAACUCUAAACUGGGAGUGUUCUUGAAGUUCAGUCAGCUGGAUUUCGGCUGGACAUCUAGACUGGUGCAUUACAUUCUCGACAUGCAGCUAUACGUGGACAAUCUCGAGGAUCCGGUGGUUGAGAUAACUGAGGAGAUGCAAGAUUUCUGGGAGCGAUUGGGAGUCAAUCAGGAUUUGGGCCCGAGCACUGAAGAUUUGAUAGAAGCUUGUAAGGAAUGCGGGUCGUGGUCUUCCGAGGAUCGGUUGAGGCUGGGAUACCUUAGCAUUUAUGCUAGUUACAUUGAAGCACGAAAGCCAUCUUCAGCUACUUGGGCUAGGUUGGCAAGGCUUGUGAUGGAUUUAGAUGCGUUUGAAAACUACCCUUGGGGAAGAGUGGCCUUCAAAAACCUGAUGCGGUCGGUGAAGGAGAAAGAAAUUUGGAAGUCGUCGUACACCAUUGAGGGGUUUAUUCAAGUACUACAAGUCUGGGUUUACUUUGCUCUUCCCGACUUUGCUGCUAAAUUUGGUGAACCACUUCCAAACGACCCCAAGGUACCGCUGACAGCUUACAAGGGAUCCAGGGGGAGGAAAUUUAUGAAAGAGAAUAUGCUCCAACAGACACGCAUUAACAACUACGUUGUUAAGAAAUUCUUCGACAUGUUUCCGCGCUGGGAAGUUGAAGACAAUGAUGAAGAAGACGCGGGGACUGACAACAUCAUCAAAGCGAUGUAUGGUCAUUUUGGCCCUAAACAAUGGACAUGGGAAAGGAGUCAUUGGCCUCCAACAGGUGUGACCACGUAUGUCAAGUCCGAAGGGUCUGUCGAUCUGAAGAGGCUAUCGGAAUCAGUUGGUGAUCAAGGAAGUCGGAAGCGGUUCUGCCCAGCCUCUGGUGAUGAAGAUGAGUCAAUGGUCACGAUUCUGAAGGACCACAUGGACGACUGCUUCAACAAGAUGAUGGAUGGGUUGAGUAGUUGUGAAUCUCAGAUCAAACUACUCAACACAAAGUUGGGAAUGGUGGAGCAGAAAUUAGAGGCAGUGAUCCUCCAAGCUGGGACCGGAGGUACAAAGGAGGAUGUGGCUCAGACUUGUGAAGCAGCCGCUGAGGACGCAAAACCUGUUGGCGACGAUCCAACGGACGCGGACGCCGAUCCUAAUAUCGACAGUAAUUUUAUGUCUAAGCAAAAUGAACAAAUUGAUGUCCCAAGUGAGAGCGCGAACGAUGGUAAGCAGGGAACUCCAGAGCCAAUCGUCGUUAUGGUUGAUCCAGCAAAAUGCGACAUCGACUUCGAUCAGGUCCAGAAAGAUAAAGACGAGAAAAGCAAGAAGGCGGCACAACUGGUUGCUCGUGCGAAGAGUGAACGUCUGCGAAAGUUGGCUCCUACCCAACAAAACCCUUUCAAACCCAACAGCACAUCGAAUGAAAUAAUCCCAAACAAAAAUGUCCGAGGGAGCGGAUAUGAUCCGUUUGAUAUGAAACACGUGAAACAAAAGAUCGGUGUGCUAACUGAUUGUCUGAAAAAAGAUCAGAACUAUCCAAAACGGAUAAAAUGGUCAUCUACGGACUGGUACUUCAUUCUAAGAGUCCCAAAACAAUGGCUAGCAGACACUCACAUGGAAGCUGGGAUUAACCUACUCAUGCUGCGAUUUACAAAGCAUCCUGAGUGGUUUAGGUCAGACAGGAUAACAUUCCUCGACUCUUACUUUGCAACGAUGUGGAGGCACAAGUACAAGGAGUUUGUGGACUCUCACGCCAACCCUGAUGGUUCAGGCAAGCUCCUUCCAGCUGGCUCGUUUGAGUACUACACUGGCGCAGCGCCAACCUACUGCCAUAUUGUCAUUUGGGAUAACCAUGCGAAUACUCAUGCAUCGGAUAUUCAGAUUGAGGCUGCUGUGAUUCCGAUUACCGUCUUGGUUCCCUAUAUACUCCGUGAAUGUGCACCUGCUGAAGACCGUAUCAAUCUGAUUUAUGAUCCAUUCACGUGGGAGCAAAUCAAGGGGCAUUUGAUCCCACAAAACAAACAAAGCGGUGACUGUGGCGUUUACUGCUUGAAGUACCUUGAAUGCCAUGCUCUAGGGAUGCCAUUUCCUAAGACCUUGUGCGAUGCAAACAUUAAAAACGUCUGA
This is a messenger RNA of Eutrema salsugineum, 2445 nucleotides long. RefSeq lists its product as uncharacterized. Gene Ontology annotation, biological process: proteolysis. Bases 1 to 2445 code for a protein of 814 amino acids. The record is from RefSeq and is a predicted model, not a curated record. Gene Ontology annotation, molecular function: cysteine-type peptidase activity. The transcript is spliced from 9 exons. NCBI's taxonomy places the organism in Eukaryota, Viridiplantae, Streptophyta, Magnoliopsida, Brassicales, Brassicaceae.